UUAAAGGAAUCACAACAUUCGGAUGGCCGACUGGUUACUGGUUCUUUCAUGGCGUUAUCGAUAAGCUGAAACAUCUCAUAGGUUCCAAGUCAAGCCAAGCAAUGGUGCUCAAUGCAAUAGGGCAUGACAAGAGUGAUGGAAAAAUCACAUUCGAACAGGAAACCAAUAAAAUUUGCUUUCAUCCACCCCAUGACCCUUUGCUUCCAAGAAAAGUUGAGGCCUUCCAAAGGAUUACCAAGAAACUAGGGGAAUUCUCUUCAUGGCCAAGUACCGAAGCACAUCAGUACACGUUCUAGGUGGCUGCAAUGCAUCUUCAGACUUUUUGAAUGGUGUUUGUAGUCCAAAAGGUCAGGUUUUCAAUCCAGAGGCUCCUGGUCUAGUGCAUCAAGGUCUCUAUGUUUGUGACGCUUCUCUAAUUCCGUGCUCGGUCGGUGUAAAUCCGUGCCUUACAAUUGCAACAGCCGCUGAGCAUGUAAGUAAGCACAUUGUGAAGGACAUUCUCAUGUACAAAAGUCAAAACUGUACAGAUUUUGCUCCUAAAGUGGUAGAUCACAAUCCAUAUAAAGAAACACAUGAUAAUUUGAAGAGCAAAGAGACAUCAUAUGUGUCUGUCAAGGAAACCAUGAGAGGGUAUGUUGGGGGCAUGCCAUGCACUGCUUUUCUGAUAAUGAAGAUAAACCUGCAGAACCGGAACAACAACGAUGUUUCGAAUAGGUUUAUGAGAAAAUCUCAUCCAACUUUAAAAGGGAAAGUUGGUGGUUACCUUGUCUUCAGAGCAAUAGAGAAGGAUAAGCUGCAUAUUAUAGAUGGCCAAGUAGACAUGUUUGAAGUCAAUUUCCGAACCCCUUACACACGAUAUAUGCACUACAGCCUUCUCCUUGCCGCUUCUUCCGGGUCAAGAUAUGUUCUUGAGGGAAAGAAGAUAAUGAAUCCUUUUCCUUUUGCACUUAAUUGUUGGAGUGAGACAACAACAUUGUAUGUGACAUUCAAAAGGGUUCCUGGGGAAGAAGAAGGGUUGAACUUAAAAGGGGAGCUUAGAAUUUCCAUGAUUGAACUAUUGAAAACUCUAUUUAGCCUUGAAGGAAAUGGAAAAGGAAGAUUUAUCGAUAUUUUCGCAUCAAAUCUCCUUAGAACCUAUAUUUUGAAGAUACCAUAUCAAAGUACCAAAGAGUACCUGAUGGAGUCUUCCAUAAAUUCUUCUUAUCCGGCGAGUACUUUCCAUCGGUUAAAAACAGAAGAUGGAUGUAACAUCAGUUGCCUGCAGUGGAGCUGUGAUCAAAGUAGAUGGAAGCUCAAGGAAGAAAAGCAACCAGUUCUUCUACUUAAUGGCUAUUCCACUGAGAGUUUCUUUCUGCCAACGGAACCGAAAGAUUUAAUUAGGACUUUACUGGAAGAAGGGUAUGAAGUAUGGUUACUUCAAUCGAGAUUGCACGAAUCGCAUCCCUCAAACAACUUCACCAUUGAAGACAUUGGAAGAUAUGACAUACCUUCUGUAUUCGACAAGAUACGCGAAUUCCAUGGUUCGAGCACAAAGAUGCAUGUGGUUGCGCACUGUGUCGGAGGAUUGUCCAUUCACAUAGCUCUCUUGGGAGGACAUAUCUCUCCAACUCAAAUCGCUUCGUUGUGUUGCACCAACUCUUCGAUGUUCUUCAAGGUGACUACUUUAGCCACUGUCAAAAUGUGGCUCCCUUUGAUCCCGAUUUCAAUGGCAUUGCUAGGUGAGAACAAGAUUCUGCCAAUGUUAGACACAUCAAAGGCCAGUUUAAGACAUCGGCUCCUAAUGGCGAUCGUCCGUUGGCUACCUAGAUGCGAACGAUGCACUUGCGAUGAAUGCGAUGUCUUUUCAGGUAUAUUCGGCAAUGCAUUCUGGCACCAAAAUGUCACACCAACAAUGCACCACUGGUUAAACAAGCAAAGCACAACAAACGUCCCCUUGGCAGCAUUUCCUCACCUGAGGAAAAUCUGCAAGUCAGGGUUCAUCGUGGAUAGUAGCGGAAAUAACUCGUAUUUGAUUCAUCCGGAGAGAAUGGCGGUCUCGACAUUGUACAUCUCCGGGGGACGGAGUCUUCUGGUGACACCGGAGACCACAUUUCUAGCAAACAAGUAUGUGAAGAUGCAUCAACCAGGGUUCAGACAUGAAAGGGUGGUUGUAGAGGAUAUGGACAUUCGGAUUUGUUGAUCGGUGAAGAGUCUUAUAAAGAAGUUUUCCCUCACAUAUUGUCUCACAUAAGGUUAUGUGAAGAAGGGCAAAACGUUGUGAGGAUUUCGGAGGGAAAGAAAUACAGUAAAGAAGCCUUGGAAUGGACGGCAGAUCCUUACCAAGGCUAUGGAGGAUCUCAAAGUUGGUGGUUUUCAACAUUGAUUGUUCUUGUUUUAUUGGCUUUAGUUUUAUUUUUUGUGUUGAAAUUCUAAUGAUUUAUUAUACUUGUAUUGUUUGUUUUA
Molecule: messenger RNA, 2442 nt
Organism: Hibiscus syriacus
Lineage: Eukaryota; Viridiplantae; Streptophyta; Magnoliopsida; Malvales; Malvaceae
Exons: 5
Coding region: 260-2179 (639 amino acids)
Molecular function (GO): oxidoreductase activity, acting on CH-OH group of donors
Source: RefSeq, a predicted model, not a curated record